GAAAACCGGAAGUUUUGUGUCUAGCCGUUAAUGAGUUGAAGGUGCUAAACCGGGGAACUCACUCGGCUACUUGGAUGAGGAAUGAAGUACUUGUAGCCAACCGUUCCGACGUCUGCAGGACUUCCUCCUCUCAUCAUUAGAGUCAGCACCAUGGCUGGCUUCAGGCAGGAAGAUGUUGAGCUCUAUUAUGAGAUGGGAGAAGAGCUGGGCAGCGGACAGUUUGCCAUCGUCCGGAAGUGCAAGGAGAAGAGCACGGGUGACGAGUACGCAGCCAAAUUCAUCAAGAAGCGCCGCCUGUCGUCCAGCCGGCGCGGGGUAAGCCGCGAGGAGAUUGAGCGCGAGGUCAACAUCCUGCGGGAAAUCCAGCACAGCAACAUCAUCACCCUGCAUGACAUCUUCGAGAACAAGACGGACGUGAUCCUGAUCCUGGAGCUCGUGUCAGGUGGAGAGCUGUUCGACUUCCUGGCUGAGAAAGAGUCCCUGACCGAGGAGGAGGCCACGCAGUUCCUCAAGCAGAUCCUGGACGGAGUCCACUACCUCCACUCCAAGCGCAUCGCCCACUUUGAUCUAAAGCCUGAGAAUAUCAUGCUGCUGGAUAAGAACGUUCCCAAUCCCAGGAUCAAGCUCAUUGAUUUUGGGAUCGCUCACCAGAUCAAAGCUGGAAACGAGUUCAAGAACAUCUUUGGAACUCCAGAGUUUGUGGCGCCAGAAAUAGUCAACUAUGAGCCGCUCGGCUUGGAGGCAGACAUGUGGAGUAUCGGAGUGAUCACAUACAUUCUACUGAGCGGUGCGUCACCCUUCCUCGGCGAGACCAAACAGGAGACUUUGACCAACAUUUCUGCUGUCAAUUAUGACUUUGACGAGGAGUAUUUCAGCAACACCAGCGAGCUGGCCAAGGACUUUAUACGCCGCCUGUUGGUCAAAGAUCCAAAGAAGAGGAUGACAAUUGAUGACAGUCUUGAGCAUCCCUGGAUUAAGGUGAUUAAAAGGCGCAACGUGCGCCAGGAGGACAGGGAUCACAAAACGGAGCGUCGGCGCCUGAAGACCACUCGGCUGAAGGAGUACACCAUCAAGUCCCACUCCAGCAUGCCUCCGAACAACACUUACGUGAACUUCGAGCGCUUCUCCCAGGUGCUUGAGGAGAUUGCUGCAGCUGAAGAGGGCCUGAAGGAGCUGGAGCGCAAUCAGCGCUCAUGCCAAGAGGAUGUAGCAGCACUGCUGUCCAUCUAUGAGGAGAAAGAGGGCUGGUACAAGGAGGAGAACCAGAGCAUAUCCGCCGACCUGAGCCACAUCCGACAGGAGCUUCAGCGCACGCAGACCCAGCGAAGGAAGUGCCAGGAGGACGCCCGGCUCACCAUGCAGUCUGCCAACAACCUCAAGCGCAAGUUCGGACGACUGGAAAACCGCUACGAGUCGCUGGCCGAGCAGGUGGCCUCUGAGGUCCGCUGGGUGGAGGAGCUGCUCAAGUCUAUGUCCGCAGAGAGCGAUGUGCUCGGAUCUGGCAGCGUUCCCUGAGCUGAGCCGUCGUCCAGCGAAAGCAUUUUCUCUCAAAAGCUUCAUCCCGCCCUUCUGCUCUGCUUGUGCUCGGAGGAGAUAAAUGCAUCAGUAACUUCCACGCGCUUUGCUGCUGCUGCAUAUUGGAAAAAUCUUUCUCUACUUUUAUUCCGAUGGGGAGGACAAGAACCCGAGACAAACAUGUUGAAGCCACUUUCACAGAAGAAGGCUCCAUUCUGUUUUUAUACAUUAAUUUAUGAUUUUAGAUUUUUCAACGUACUGUAGUUCAGCUGUGGAAGGACAUGAAAAUGCUUUCCUUUUAUUAUUCUUUGCCUGUUUUAUUAUUUUAAUAACCAGCUUUUUUCUUCUUCUUUUUUUACCCUUUCUUUUCCUGUAAUGUGUCAUCGGUCACUUUUAUCAGAAAUCUUCACAAUAUAUGUUGAUUAUUAGAUAUCGGAGGGAUUCAGGGGUAUUUAUUCAUGCAGUUACAUGCAUGUUGGAUUUAAAUUGUCCCAGUUGUCUGCACAGAGUGUCGAUGCAAUAAAAUAUAAAGCCUCAGCACAGAAAAUAAGAGCUUUAGGGUAACACUGUACUUUACAUGUAGUUUGAUUUGGCCUGCUAGCUACUGAAACAGACUAGAUAGAAUAGACUGGACUUCUAUCUUUCGAUCACAUUCUGUUCUACAUCUCAUUGGUGCCAAAUUAUUUAUUGGAGCAGGAAAUACCUUGAAAUACAUUGAAUGUUACAGUAGACCAUUACCUGAUUUGGGAAUGUAUAAAUUAGCCUUUGCAGUGCCUGAAAACAGAUCAACCUCAUCUGGAGCAUCCAGCUGCCAUCAUCUUAGUCAUUUCAGUAUCAUACUUACAAAAUGCUAAUAAGUCUUAAAAUGCAACAUUUUUUUGCACAGUAGCCUUGUAAACCAAACGGUGUGCAUGGAAACCUUCUUUCUGUACAAACAGUGUAGCUUCGCAUUCAUGCUGGUACACUUCAGACAUUCCAUCGAUGGCUUUCCCAUCCAGCCACCACAUUCCCUGUGCAUAUUAGGAAGGGUAGUAUUUUUCAGUAGAGAAAUGUACUUGUUUGCACUUAUAAAGCAAUUUCAGAAUCUAUUUUAAUCUGUAUUCAGAGUUAAAAACUGCAAGUCUUUCUGCAACGGUUUCAAAUAAAGGAAUGUAAACAGAU
Girardinichthys multiradiatus is the source of this 2676-nucleotide messenger RNA. RefSeq names its product death-associated protein kinase 3 (gene dapk3). Gene Ontology annotation, molecular function: ATP binding; protein serine/threonine kinase activity. Gene Ontology annotation, cellular component: cytoplasm; nucleus. The coding region runs from base 151 to 1515 and encodes 454 amino acids. The transcript has 9 exons. The record is from RefSeq and is a predicted model, not a curated record. Lineage: Eukaryota; Metazoa; Chordata; Actinopteri; Cyprinodontiformes; Goodeidae. Gene Ontology annotation, biological process: positive regulation of apoptotic process; protein phosphorylation; intracellular signal transduction.